GGAGUUCCUAAAUUCGACAUUCAGUCUCACGCCGUGCUCAGAGUGGUGGCAUCUACUGGGGUUAUCAGCCAGGGCAGAGUUAAGUUUGAGAGUAGCCUACUGCGAUUUGACCAAACCGGAAUGACGGAGCGCAAAACGAGGCAGUAGCCUACGGAACACCAGCACUGACAGAGACCCGUGGGAUUAAAAUCACUUUCCUUUAGUCAGUUGUCAAGCGUUCGACUGCUUGUCUGGACACACAAACCAAGAGUGUAUAUAGAAAUAAACUAGAAGGAGCCAGUUUUACUCUAUGGUCUCGCUGUCAAAAAUUAGCGACUCUUUCGGAGAAACUCUGCUGGUGCCUGAAACGAUAACAGUGGCUGACGGAACGACUUGUGCUUCUAUCUCCAGUGGAUGCUAAACCAUGGAUUAAUCCAGUUUAAGGGGUCAAUUGAUCCAUAUUGCCACUUCAAUUAGACGUCAACGUCAGUCUGUCUGUGAGCAAAUAUAGUAAACCUACCUUGUGUGGAUUGUAUGCUGAUUUGGCAGCAGUGUUCCUCCAAAACUCAAGAUGACUGCAGGAUAUUUGUUAAGGUCAUUGCUGCUGCUCAUUUUAGCGCUCUUCUCCGCAAACGCAAGCAACUGGCUCUACCUGGCCAAGCUGUCGUCGGUGGGCAGCAUCUCGGAUGAGAAGACGUGCGAGAAGCUGCGUGGCCUCAUUCAGCGGCAGGUGCAGAUCUGCAAGCGCAACUUGGAGGUGAUGGACGCCGUGCGACGCGGCGCGCAGAUCGCCAUUGACGAGUGCCAGUUCCAGUUCCGCAACCGCCGCUGGAACUGCUCCACACUGGAGACGGUGCCCGUGUUUGGCAAAGUCGUCACCCAGGGCACGAGAGAGGCUGCAUUUGUGUACGCCAUCUCGGCAGCAAGUGUAGCGUUUGCGGUGACGCGGGCCUGCAGCAGCGGGGAGCUGGAUAAGUGUGGUUGUGACCGUAAUGUUCAUGGCUUCAGUCCCGAGGGGUUCCAGUGGUCUGGCUGCUCUGAUAACAUUGCCUAUGGCGUCGCCUUCUCCCAGUCCUUUGUGGAUGUCAGAGAGAGAGGAAAGGGCCAAUCAUCCAACCGGGCACUCAUGAACCUUCACAACAAUGAAGCCGGGAGGAAGGCCAUCCUGAACAACAUGCGGGUGGAGUGCAAGUGCCACGGGGUGUCGGGCUCCUGCGAGCUCAAAACCUGCUGGAAGGCCAUGCCGCCCUUCCGGAAGGUGGGCAACGUCAUCAAGGAGAAGUUUGACGGCGCAACAGAGGUGGAGCAACGGAAGAUCGGCACCACCAAGGUCCUAGUGCCGCGCAACUCGCAGUUCAAGCCGCACACGGACGAGGACCUGGUCUACCUGGACCCCAGCCCAGACUUCUGCGACUACGACCCGCGCACGCCGGGCAUGCUGGGGACGGCCGGCCGCCACUGCAACAAGACGUCCAAGGCCAUCGAUGGCUGCGAGCUGAUGUGCUGUGGCCGGGGCUUCCACACGGAGGAGGUGGAGGUGGUGGACCGCUGCAGCUGUAAAUUCCACUGGUGCUGCUACGUCAAGUGCAAACAGUGCCGCAAAAUGGUGGAGAUGCAUACCUGCCGGUGAUUCCCCCCCAACCCCCCCACCCCCCGACGUCCCAUCCUACUCCUCCAAGGAGACACAAAUGGACAAGAGGGGAGAAAAAUCCCCCAAGGGAAGUGGGAUGCUCUUCCUAACAUUUUAACAUGUGCUAGAGGAACUUGGCGUUCAAUACAUGGGACACAUUACAAGCAAGAUUUUUGGAAUUGCUUAAGUCCCAGUGAGAGUUCUAUUUUUGUCUCUCUCUCUCCUUUCACACUUUAAAAAAAAUGUGGUCGCUCUCUUAUUUUUGUAUUUUUUUUAACUUAUUUAAGUGUAUUAGAGAGUAAAACCGGAUGUGACAUUAUUCCCAGGGCUGUGGCUUUGGGGCUGGGGUGCCAUUGGAUGGACAUUGACAAAC
Alosa sapidissima (American shad) is the source of this 1982-nucleotide messenger RNA. It is a transcript of the gene wnt4, whose product is annotated as wingless-type MMTV integration site family, member 4. The coding region runs from base 551 to 1609 and encodes 352 amino acids. The transcript is spliced from 5 exons. Gene Ontology annotation, biological process: canonical Wnt signaling pathway; neuron differentiation; cell fate commitment. Gene Ontology annotation, cellular component: extracellular region. The record is from RefSeq and is a predicted model, not a curated record. Lineage: Eukaryota; Metazoa; Chordata; Actinopteri; Clupeiformes; Clupeidae. Gene Ontology annotation, molecular function: frizzled binding; cytokine activity.